AUGCCAUCUAACUUUCUCUCUUUUUCUCCUGUAGUGUAUCUUCCCAGUGUUCUAAAAAACCGCACAGCUCAUGCUUGCGAAGGGGAAAUGCUUACUAUUGAGUGUCCCGCCAGAACAUCCGUGGCCGUCCUAUCAGCCUUCUUCGGACGCCGCGUUCCCCAUCGUUAUUUGUGUCCUAAACCGACGACAAAUCUAACCGCCGAGGAAGAUGCAGAUUGUUCUUCCCCUGUCGCUAUCAAGAAAGUGCUGUCGGAGUGUCAGGAUGAGCAGUCCUGUCAAAUCCCUGUCUUUGCCCCUGUUUUUGGGCACGAUCCCUGUCCACUUACCACUAAGUACCUUCUGGUAUACUACAAAUGUAGACCAGUGCACCACCGUACAAGACAAGUGUGUGAGAACGAGCGCUUGAGGCUGGCAUGUAAAAACGACACCGUGCUGGCCAUCUAUUCAGCCACAUUUGGAUACCUGCUGCACGGAAGCGUGCUGUGUCCUCUGGGAGGGGGCUCGCCGUUGGACACGGAGUGUUUGUCAGCGUCCGCUCUGAGGAGGGUGUCACGUCGGUGUCACGGCCGAGCGAAUUGCUCAGUGCUUGCUGACACAAAAACCUUUGGGGACCCGUGUUUCCCUGGUACCAGGAAACAUCUGCGUGUGUCCUACACUUGUGUACCCAGGUAUAUUCUGGAGGAUGUGGGUCGAGGGACAACGGAUCCUUUCAUGAUCUCAGACUACACACAUGGUGGAUGGUACACUGGCCCCACCUACAGGCCUCAAUAUGUCCUACUAACCAACUCUCUGGAGAUAAUAGAAAAAAUGUUGGGAGCACCUGAGCGAGUGGUUCUGUACUUCGUUUCUGGGAUCUGCGCCGGUCUGGUUUUCCUGCUCUGCCUGUUCGGACUGCGUUCCACACUAGUGAAGGAUGUGAAGGAGCUGGUGUCAGAACUGCAAGAUGAGAUGAAAACAUCCAGAAGACAGCACAAGGACCUCACAGAGGAUCUCUUCGACAAUGAUGAACUUUCGGAGGCCUCGUCGUUUUGUCGACUCGCCCAGUCAUACCGCACAUCACUCACAGUGGAGUCGAUGACCCGGGGUAUCGAACACACCGCAGCCCUGCCCGAUGGAGAUAUGUGGCCACAUCCAGACACCAACCCUUACGCCAUUCAUCGCAUUACAAAUUACAAUUAA
Molecule: messenger RNA, 1179 nt
Organism: Nerophis lumbriciformis (worm pipefish)
Lineage: Eukaryota; Metazoa; Chordata; Actinopteri; Syngnathiformes; Syngnathidae
Source: RefSeq, a predicted model, not a curated record